Molecule: messenger RNA, 2608 nt
Organism: Ceraceosorus guamensis
Lineage: Eukaryota; Fungi; Basidiomycota; Exobasidiomycetes; Ceraceosorales; Ceraceosoraceae
Exons: 3
Coding region: 210-2543 (777 amino acids)
Biological process (GO): mitochondrion organization; small GTPase-mediated signal transduction; regulation of mitochondrion organization
Cellular component (GO): mitochondrial outer membrane
Molecular function (GO): calcium ion binding; GTP binding; GTPase activity
Source: RefSeq, a predicted model, not a curated record
GCCACACCACUGGACUUCCGCCAGUAAAGAUACUCACACUUCAUCUCUCUCAGCUUUUCGAUAAUACCAGGUCACUGCUUCGACUUUGAGUGCGACUGAGGCGGUGGAAACGACUGUGAACCUCAUCCGCAUCGUCUUGUGACCACGGCGUCGACUUCAUCAUUCGACGCGCUAUUCACGGCACCUUCCUGAACAUCAAAUACGCGGCCAUGAGGUCAGACGUGAGGAUCGUCUUGGCGGGAGAUGCGGGAGUAGGCAAAUCGACGCUCAUUACGAGCUUGAUCAAGGAAACAUUCGUCGAGAGGGUACAGAAGAGGAUACCGGAGAUCACGUUGCCCAGCGAUGUGUGUCCAGAAGGAGUCAGCACAAAGAUCAUCGACACUUGUUCUGGACCUGAAGAUCGAGGUCACCUGGAUUCGGAAUUGCGGAGGGCGUCGGUCAUCUGUAUGGUGUACUCGGUAGCGCACGCAUCCACGUUCGAACGCCUGCCAACCUACUGGUUGCCCUAUAUCCGGUCACUAGGCGUCAACGUUCCGGUCAUCCUGGUGGGAAAUCAGAUCGAUCAACGCACUUCGCCUUUGCCCAAUUCGUUGCUCGAAUCCGAAUUGGCGCCGGUGAUGGGCGAGUUCAAGGAGGUGGAGACUUGCGUAGAGUGUUCGAGCAAGCUAUCGCUCAACGUCAGCGAGGUCUUCUAUUUCGCCCAGAAAGCCGUGCUCUACCCGACUGCGCCGCUCUACGACUCCAAGGCACACGCGCUCAAGCCCAACUGCGUAGACGCUCUAAGACGGAUAUUCAGACUCUGCGACAGUGAUAAAGAUGGCUUGCUAUCCGAUGCUGAGCUCAACGACUUUCAAAGAAAGUGCUUCGACGCGCCGUUGCAGGCUAGCGAGCUGGAAGGCAUCAAGGAUUUGGUGUUGCAAGCUCCCGUUGCUGGAAACAGGUUUCCCUACGACGAUCUGUCAGCCACUGGGUCCUUUUCAGAUGCUGGGACUGCCACUGAUAAUACAGCAGGACCACACAAUCACGCCAUGGCUUCCAACUCUUCAAAGCGUCCUCAUCCGCACUUGAGGGAUUCCAGCCUUACGCUCUCUGGCUUUCUGUAUCUCCACACGCUCUUCAUUCAGCGAGGAAGGCUGGAAACGACUUGGACAGUGCUGCGCACGUUUGGGUACGGCUCGGACCUCUCUCUGCAAGAGUCUUUCGUAUCGCCCGCUUUCAAUGUGCCGUCCGAUUGUUCAGUGGAGCUUAGCCCGCAUGGCUAUCAGUUCUUGACGGACGUCUUUGAAGCGCACGACAAAGAUCGGGACGGCUCGCUGUCGAAGCGAGAGCUGUCAGCGCUCUUCUCUACCGUGCCAGCUACGCAAACGCAUCUUGCGGGAGCUCAUCCUUGGAGCCAGGACUUUCCUCAGGGUACUACUGUCACCGACGAAGCUGGCAGGGUCACUCUGCAGGGCUGGCUUGCGCAGUGGAGCAUGACCACACUUUUGGAGCCGCGGACUACAUUAGCUUGGCUCGCUUAUCUUGGCUACCCCUCUCUCAUCGCUUCGGCCUCCGCAUCGCCCUCCUCGAAUGCCACCGCAAGAGGGACUGGUGCAGGGGCGGCUGCGGCUGGGCGCUCGGGUAACAGUACGAGUGCCAGUUCGCUGGGCAAAGGCGGCAGGUCAAAGUCGAAUUCGGGAGCCUCGGCACGCCCAGCGGACACGACGACCGCGCUGCAAUUGACAAAUCCGCGCAGAGUCGACAAGAAAAAGAAGGGGAAGUUGCAGAGAAAUGUCUUGCUGGCUUAUGUGGUCGGCGCGGCUGGGAGCGGCAAGAGCUCGAUUUUGAGAAAUAUGGUUGGUAGUGCCUUCGAAGAGACAUACCAGCCUACUGGAAGGAGCUGCAGCGUCGUCUGUGGCAUCGAGCAGGGUGGCGCAGAAAAGUAUCUCGUCCUCCAAGAAUUUGGCUCGAGAUAUGAAUCUGAAGCUUUGCGCAACGCGGCCAAGGUGUCCGCAGCAGACAUUGUCCUGUUCGUCUACGACAGCUCCGACACGAACUCUUUCUCCUACAUUUCCAAUUUGCGCCAGAGGUAUCCAACCCUCACGCAGUGUCCGUCUCUUUUCAUCGCCACCAAAGCCGACCUCGACUUGGCGCAACAGCGACACGAAGUGCAGCCCCACGUGUACUGCUCCAAGCUGGGCUUGAAAAUACCCGGACUGGGCAAUGGUGCCGGGCCUCUCAACAUCUCGAUCCGAACGGGGGAAGUAGCAGAUCUGUUUCAGGUGGUCUGCGCGACAGCUUUGAACCCGCGCGGAGCUAUACCGGGCGGAGACAAUUCGACCGGAGCGCUUGGAUUUGGUGGUACGAAGACUCGGUGGGCCUUUUACUUUUCGGUGGUUCUGAUAGGAGGCGGUCUGAGCGCUUGGAUGCUCAGAGGCUGGAGAGGCAACGGCACGUUCAAUGUGGGAUUGGGCGCCGUCUUUAGAGAUUGGAGCAAGGCUGGACCUCCCGCUGGUUGGCUAGCAUGGAUCUGGAACGGCGUUCCGAAUCCUACCAACGCUUGAGCGGUGCUGCUGAACGUCACCUUAUGUUAUACCCUCGCUUUCGUAUCAAAUCCUGCAAGCAUUUG